This is a messenger RNA of Coccinella septempunctata (seven-spotted ladybird), 1612 nucleotides long. RefSeq names its product sphingolipid delta(4)-desaturase DES1 (gene ifc). Gene Ontology annotation, molecular function: sphingolipid delta-4 desaturase activity. The record is from RefSeq and is a predicted model, not a curated record. The transcript has 6 exons. The coding region runs from base 250 to 1215 and encodes 321 amino acids. Gene Ontology annotation, cellular component: membrane. Gene Ontology annotation, biological process: ceramide biosynthetic process. NCBI's taxonomy places the organism in Eukaryota, Metazoa, Arthropoda, Insecta, Coleoptera, Coccinellidae.
GUGAACACCGGUUGCACUUUGACAUUUAUGUCACGAUUUAAAUUUUAAAGUUCUGAUUGGAUAAAAACGUACGCAAAUUAAGUCAUAUUUAGUGCAAAUUUAUCAACUUCGAUUAUGAGCUGGUAGUAGGGAACAUUAUUAUCAUUCACAUCACGACCUGUUGGUUCCUUAUCGCAAAUCCAACACUUUAAACCCAAGUCAAACAAACUGUACUAUGUGGUAGCUAGUCUUAAAGCAAUUUAACAAAUUAUGGGUCAGCACAACUCUAGGACUGAUUUUGAAUGGGUUUAUACCGAAGAACCCCAUGCCAGCAGGAGGAAAAUAAUUUUAGAGAAAUACCCCCAAAUAAAGAAGUUGUUCGGAUAUGACCCAAACUUCAAAUGGGUGGUAACAGGAAUGGUUUUGACACAAUUCAUGAUGCUAUUUGUCAUGAAAGAUAGAUCUUGGCCGAUAAUACUCCUAGUCGCUUAUUGUUUCGGAGGUGUUAUAAAUCAUUCACUUAUGUUAGCGAUACACGAAAUCUCACACAAUCUAGCCUUUGGACAUGCAAGACCUAUGCAUAAUAGAUUAUUCGGAUUUUUUGCCAAUUUACCUAUAGGUAUUCCAGUUUCCAUCAGUUUCAAGAAGUACCAUUUGGAACAUCACAGGUACCAAGGAGAUGAUAAGAAGGAUACCGAUAUACCAACAUAUGUAGAAGCCAAGCUUUUUUGUAAUACGUUUGGAAAGUUUUGUUGGGUAUGUCUACAGCCAUUUUUUUACGCCUUCAGGCCUCUAGUCACCUAUCCUAAGCCUCCUACGACUAUGGAGUAUGUGAAUCUCGUUAUUCAGUUGAUAUUCGACGCUGGUGUCGUUUAUUUCUUCGGUGGUCGAGUCUUAGGUUAUCUGAUAAUUGGCUCGGUGUUAACCAUGGGUCUCCAUCCCGUUGCGGGGCACUUCAUCUCGGAGCAUUAUAUGUUCAAGAAAGGCUAUGAAACUUACAGUUAUUAUGGACCGUUGAAUUGGAUAACUUUUAACGUGGGUUAUCAUAAUGAGCAUCAUGAUUUUCCCGCUGUUCCUGGGUCUAGACUUCCUGAGGUGAAGAGGAUAGCACCGGAAUUCUAUGAUAAUCUGCCACAACACCAUUCGUGGUCCGCUGUUUUGUAUGACUUCAUAACGGACCCAGAAGUUGGGCCUUACGCAAGGAUCAAAAGGAAAUCGAGAGGGUUGUCGACAUAAGACAAAUUAAACAUUGAUUCAUCGUGCUAUAACUUGUUCACUAGUUUUCAGUAUUUCUCACUUUGCAAGAACUAGGGAAGAACUCCAAAGAAUCUCUUUAUAUAUAUUUCUUAUAUUGUAUAAUAUGGAUAUUUUAUUUUUCUAAUCUCAAUUCUUUACUCAGGGUUAACAUACUCAAUAGCGAUUAUUGUGACUUCAUUUAGGUGGAUCUGAAUUAACAUUUGUUUCUAGUGAGCUUCGCUUGGAAAAAUUUCAGUUGAUAAUUGUAUUUAUCAAGAUAUUAUAUUUUGAAUGGAUCUGAUUUUUAGGAACUGUGUUCGUAAGUAUAUUUAUGGCUGGCUCGUGAUAUACUAUUAGUUUUGUGAUUUCUGCUAAAAAUACAGUUAUGAAGAAAUGA